Molecule: messenger RNA, 939 nt
Organism: Priapulus caudatus
Lineage: Eukaryota; Metazoa; Priapulida; Priapulimorpha; Priapulimorphida; Priapulidae
Product: inosine triphosphate pyrophosphatase-like
Exons: 3
Coding region: 61-660 (199 amino acids)
Biological process (GO): nucleoside triphosphate catabolic process
Cellular component (GO): cytoplasm
Molecular function (GO): nucleoside triphosphate diphosphatase activity
Source: RefSeq, a predicted model, not a curated record
UUUGGUCUACAUCAUUGUGCCAUUGUGCAGACUUGCUAAUUUUAAGUCUCUGUUCAAGUAAUGAUAAGAAAUAGAAUGGCUCAAAAGCUCUUUUUUGUUACAGGAAACGAGAACAAGCUGAGGGAAGUUAUUCAGAUAUUAGGAAACAGUGUAAAGCUAGAACGAAUUGAUGUUGAUCUCCCCGAAUACCAGGGGGAACCAGACAACGUCUCCAUAGCCAAAUGUAAAGCCGCAGCAGAGUCCCUAAAGCAGCCAUGCCUAGUGGAGGACACGUGUCUGUGCUUUAACGCACUUGGUGGACUGCCUGGACCGUACAUCAAGUGGUUUCUCGCCCAAAUAGGACCGGAAGGCUUACACCGAAUGCUGCAGGGAUUCGACGACAAGUCGGCCGUCGCGCUGUGCACGUUCGCGUACAGCCCCGGCGACGCCGGCGCCCCCGUGACGCUGUUCCGCGGGCGGACACGCGGACUCAUCGUCGAGCCGCGCGGCGGGAGCGGCUUUGGCUGGGACUCGUGCUUCGAGCCGGAAGACGGACGCGCGCAGACGUACGCGGAGAUGAGCGCCGCGACGAAGAACUCGCUCUCCCAUCGCGCGAGGGCGCUGGAAGAACUGCGACGCUACUUCGUCGACGGCACGCCGCCGCCGCCGUCGUCGUCGUGACGACCGGACCGUCGUUUUCGGAUUGCCGAUCGCGAUGAGACGUUUUGCCUGCACAGCUUUCGUGUUAUGCCCAGGUGUGUGUGUGUGCGUGUGCGUGUGCGUGUGUGUGUGUCCAUGCGCGUGCGUGCGUGUGAGCACGAUAUAGAUCUACUUUAACACUGGACAGUCCUUUCAUGCAUGAAUAGUGUCCAGAAAGUUUCGCAAUUUAAAUUGUAUAUUGGUGUAUAUUGGUGUAUAUUGGUCAUAUAAAAAUACAUAAAUAACACAUGCAAACGACGA